Messenger RNA from Momordica charantia (bitter melon), 2551 nucleotides. Its product is annotated as calcium-dependent protein kinase 28. Gene Ontology annotation, biological process: protein phosphorylation. Lineage: Eukaryota; Viridiplantae; Streptophyta; Magnoliopsida; Cucurbitales; Cucurbitaceae. The record is from RefSeq and is a predicted model, not a curated record. Gene Ontology annotation, molecular function: ATP binding; calcium ion binding; protein kinase activity.
GAGGGAGUGAAGAAGGGAGGGGAAAACUGGUUACAGCUGAGAUUUGAAAAUGGUUUCUAAUUUUGGAUUCACAGAGAAGCAGAUGUUUUUUUUCUUCUUCCUAUAUCAUGACAAUGGAUCGUGAUUUGAUGAUUCGUGAUGAAUUUUAAUGGUUCCAUUUUCUGUUCUUAACUUUGCCCAGUUUUUACCUUUCUUCACAAAAAACAAGAAAAAGAAAAGAAAUUAAUCUCAUUGACCAUCACAAUCACAAUCACCUCCAGCCCUGCCCUCUCUCUCUUUCUUCUCUCCUUCCUGCUAUCUGCCCAAAACUUUCUUCCCCAUUUAAUUCAAUCUUCUCUGUCACUCUGAUUGCAACUAUAUAUUGAACUCUGCUGCUUUAUUUCCCUGAAAGCUUCUGAUUCGCCAACUGGGUUUUGUUUUUUGGGGGGAAGGGAAUAAUGGGUGUUUGUUUUUCGGUCUCCAGAGUCAGUGGUUCCAAUAGCAACACCAAUAACGCCGCCAACCGGAGAGGGAGCACCGCCAACGAACCGAGCACAGCCGACACUAAACAGGACGCUGAGAGAAAUCAAAAUCAGAAGAGACCCAGUGAGAAUACGAAGAGGAACAGUCAGCAGCUUAAGAUUAAGGAGAAAAAUGGUACCCGGCGGCAGAGCGGCGUGAUUCCUUGUGGGAAACGUACCGAUUUUGGGUAUCAUAAGGAUUUUGAUGAACGCUACACGAUCGGGAAAUUGCUGGGGCACGGUCAGUUUGGUUAUACGUAUGUAGCCAUCGAUAAAGAAAAUGGGGAUCGAGUUGCUGUUAAAAGAAUUGAGAAGAAUAAGAUGGUUCUUCCUAUCGCUGUCGAGGAUGUUAAGCGAGAGGUCCGGAUAUUGCGAGAACUUACUGGCCAUGAGAAUGUGGUUCAGUUCCAUAAUGCAUUUGAGGAUGAUUCAUACGUUUAUAUUGUGAUGGAGUUAUGUGAAGGCGGUGAAUUGUUGGAUCGGAUAUUGUCCAAGAAGGAUAGCCGUUAUACCGAGAAAGAUGCAGCAGUAGUUGUUAGACAAAUGCUGAAAGUUGCAGCGGAGUGUCAUUUACACGGCCUGGUACACAGAGACAUGAAACCAGAGAACUUUCUUUUCAAGUCGGCCAAAGAGGACUCCCCUCUGAAGGCCACCGAUUUUGGCUUGUCAGACUUCAUCAAACCCGGGAAGAAAUUCCAUGACAUUGUUGGUAGUGCAUACUACGUCGCUCCUGAAGUUCUUAAAAGGAAGUCGGGGCCAGAAUCAGAUGUCUGGAGUAUAGGAGUGAUCACAUAUAUUUUACUUUGCGGGAGGCGCCCGUUCUGGGAUAAGACAGAGGAUGGCAUUUUUAAGGAGGUUUUGCGGAACAAGCCUGAUUUCCGCCGCAAGCCAUGGCCAAGUAUCAGCCCUAGUGCUAAAGAUUUUAUAAAGAAGUUGCUCGUGAAGGAUCCUCGAGCACGAUUAACUGCUGCUCAGGCCCUAUCACACCGAUGGGUUAGAGAGGGAGGUGAUGCAUCAGAGAUCCCCAUCGAUAUAUCCGUUCUGAAUAACAUGAGAAAAUUCGUGAAGUAUAGUCGUUUGAAACAAUUUGCUCUGAGGGCAUUGGCUAGCACACUCGGUGAAGAAGAACUUGCUGAUCUGCGUGAUCAGUUUGAUGCAAUCGAUGUGGAUAAAAAUGGUUCUAUCAGCCUUGAGGAAAUGAGACAGGCUCUCGCGAAAGAUCUCCCAUGGAAAUUGAAAGAUUCUCGUGUUCUCGAAAUUCUUCAGGCUAUUGAUGUCAAUACCGAUGGUCUUGUCGAUUUCACAGAAUUUGUUGCAGCUACAUUACACGUCCAUCAAUUAGAGGAACACGACUCUGUAAAGUGGCAUCAGCGAUCACAGGCAGCUUUCGAGAAAUUCGACAUAGAUAAAGAUGGAUUUAUAACUCCAGAUGAACUAAGAAUGCACACGGGCUUAAAAGGCUCGAUUGAUCCAUUGCUUGAGGAAGCAGAUAUCGAUAAGGAUGGUAAGAUAAGCUUAUCGGAAUUCAGAAGACUUUUAAGAACCGCAAGUAUUACUUCGAGACCUCACAUAUAGACACCUUCUAGUCCCCAAAAUUCCCCAAAGAUGUAGAUAAGAGUGCAAAGUUGGGAAGAUUGAGAAGAGAGGGGAUCAAAUAAGGCAAAUUUCAGUCAUCUUGAAGAAUUUUUACUUGUCGGGGGACCCCAGAACUCGUUUUACCGUGAAGUUAUCGACGCAAUGCCGAUCUUAUACAAUGACGAGGUUUUUUUUAGGACUGUGGAUACGUUUUAUAUGGAUAUAGUUAGCCUGGAUCUGCAUAAAAGCAGCUCUAGCUGGUGUGGAAUGUAUUGGGUCCUUUGUGUUGCUGGGGUUUCUUGGUUAUGCUAUGAAAAAUGCCAUAUCUGAUUAUAAACAAACUCUUAAAAAGAAAAAUUUGAUGGAGUUGAUUUCCUUGAUACUAUUUUGUCCAUCAACCAUCUUUUUGGGAAAGGAAUUGUGUAUUUGUACCUGUGGGUGUUUUGCUAUUGUAUUAUCGAGGACUUGUUUGAAAA